CAAAGACUCGGAUAAUUAUCAGCUGUAAUCACAAAUUAAAAAACAUUAAGUCGCCAUCUUGUUCGUUACGGAGAAUUUUGUAGGCUCUUAUAUUUCUACCGUUUCCUACAUAUCUAUUAAGGAAGGAUGAGAGCAGGUCGGAGGGCUAGACUGGAGAGACUGGAGCGCCUGAGGAGAGAAGAGGACCUUCUGACUUUUCACCGUCGAAGGAUUGGCCAAAGAAAUAGAGGGAAGGCCAAUGUAAAUCUCUUUGGACUGUCUGAUAUAGCCUUUAAGCUACAUUGCAGGUUCGGCAAGGAGACAGUCAUGUGGAUUGCCCGAGUUUUGGACGCCGAUCUUAGGAGGGUGAAUAGAAGAGGUUUUCCCCUGUCCCCACGGGAUAUGGUGGCCGUCGCUCUGCUGCAGUUAAGUGGUGCUUGUUUUCAACACACCACAGGUCUAGCUAUUGGUGGAUUGAGCCAGAAUGCAGCGCGAAUGACCACUUUUCAUGUGGUUAAAGCCCUCCUCAGGAUUAGGAACGAUUGGAUUAAAAACCCAACAAAGGAAGCAAAUGCGCACCACUUCCUUCAGGUUUUAUGAGAA
Messenger RNA from Eurytemora carolleeae, 582 nucleotides. RefSeq lists its product as uncharacterized. The transcript is spliced from 3 exons. Bases 127 to 579 code for a protein of 150 amino acids. NCBI's taxonomy places the organism in Eukaryota, Metazoa, Arthropoda, Copepoda, Calanoida, Temoridae. The record is from RefSeq and is a predicted model, not a curated record.